Aspergillus pseudotamarii is the source of this 1580-nucleotide messenger RNA. RefSeq lists its product as uncharacterized. The transcript is spliced from 2 exons. The record is from RefSeq and is a predicted model, not a curated record. The coding region runs from base 151 to 1440 and encodes 429 amino acids. Lineage: Eukaryota; Fungi; Ascomycota; Eurotiomycetes; Eurotiales; Aspergillaceae.
ACGUAUUAAAACUCCGCUUCCUUCUCUGUGCUUCGUCCCGGCAACAAUCCCAGGUCAAGAUUCUCGGUUAUCUAUCUUUUACUCUGGGAAGAAUCAAACCAGCCCCCCUCAGCCCCCACCACCCAAACAACAGAAAAGAAAAGAAAAGGAAUGGCAGAACCGAUAGGUAUAGCCUCUGGCCUACUGGCGUUGGCAACUUUUGCUUUCAAGUCGAGCCUAUCGCUUUACGAGACAGUCAAUAGCUUCCGGUCUCACACAAAACGUGUACGCGACCUGAUUGAGGAGCUGGAGGCUUUGAGCGGUGUUCUCGCCCCGCUCCAGGAGCUGUUAGAUACCACCACGGAUGAGAAUCUUUCUGCACUCGAACUGCCAUUACGAAGCUGCGGCAAUGCGUGCAGCGAGUUCGAGCAGGAAAUAAUCAAAUGCUCGUCACGGUCCGCUAACCGAACCAGCUUCCGAGACUGGGCCAAGUUAAGGUACCUGGGGGAUGAUAUCGAUGGUUUCAGACGAAUGCUGUCCGGAUAUAAAUUGACGAUCAAUAUUGCCCUUACCGAUGCGAGCCUCCGCAAAAGUUCCGUCAAUGCCGAGGCCAUUGAAAGCUACAAAGAUCUCAUAGAGACUACCAAGGCAGAUCUUGAAUCCCACCUGGAAACCAUCGACGAAAAGUUGCAGCGUAUCGUUGGGCAAACCGUGACCACAGAGGACGCAGAUGCCUUGGAGCUGCGGCGAAUCAAGGAAGAGCGCAUGAGCACAGAGAAAUGUCUUCAAAUAUGCGCCCAGUUAUCCGACCACAUUGAUCAGAUUCAGCUCUCAACCAAGAGCAGUGACAGUGCCGCAGGACCACCUGGCUCAGAUGCUUACCCAGAACGAGUCACCGAUGAGAGCUUGCAGGACUGUAAAAAUAAACUGGCCGGCACGAUCACUCAAUUGGAAAAGCAUAUGCAAGACCUGACGGACCGAUUACUGGUGAAGUCGAAAGCAGCGAUGACGUCUGAGAAAGAUAUCAUGGAGCUGAAAAGGCUGCAGGAUGAGUGGCAAACCGCCCACCAGUGCAUGGACAUCUGCUCCAAGGCCGAUACCCGGCUAAAGGAAAAUAUCAGCAACAUUCAUAACUAUGGCACCGGGGAUGCCUUGCAAUUCAUGGUUUCGACCAACGGGAAGACCAUCAAUGGUACAAACCGAGGUCUGGGGUGGAGGUCAAGGCAGGUUGGAGGCCACCUCAGCGAUGCCUCCGUCCAACAGUUAUCACGCGAUAUGACAAAUAUCAACUUUCGCAUAAUCGAAGCCGACGGCCAGACGGUGCGAGAUUAUACCAAUACGAUUCGUGAUCGUCAUGGCGAUGCUGCCUCGGUGGAAGAUUUCAGGGAGCGGUAUGGGCAAGGUUUUACGCUCACCCCCAAGUCUGGGACCAUACAGACGUCACCUACCAGCUUUCAGUAGCGGGUGGAGGCACGAACAGAUCCGGUAGCAUAAAGGAGGAUCAAGGUUGCUAGAAGUAAAUAUACUCUCGGGAAUUCUUAGUAAAGAGAGCCUAGACUAUUAUACGAGUAUUAUGACUCUUGUUCACGGCCCUGAGUAGU